UCAAACUAAAAGGCUGCCACUCCCCUGUUUCCCGCCGGCUCGCUCAGCUCAGCUCUGCGCCUUCUUCUGCACCACGCCACCCAUCCCAUCCACACCCACACCACGCUCCGCCUUUCUCCACUCUCCUUCCUUCGCUUCGUUGCGAGCCCAGAUCGAUGGCGCAGCCGCAUCCGUCCUCGUCGUCCUCCGCGCAGCCGCUCUCCUCGCCGUGGGUCAUCCUAGGCAGCAUCCCGCGCGUCUCCGCACUGGCGGACGCCGGCGACGUCUCCGUCGAGCUGGCGGCGCCGCCGCGCGUCUCGAUCCUCACCGUCUCCCCGCGCGUCUUCCCGGACCCCCCUACGCCCCGCAACUUCCCCUUCGUCCUCGCCGCCGACCCCUCCGGCCUUCUCCUCCUCCAGGCCAACCUGCACUGCGCCCCGACCCGUGAGGUCAUCCGUCGCCCCGGCCUCCAGGAACUCUCCUGGAAAUUCGCUACUUCUCGCUACUUCGUGCUCGACGCCACCACCGGCUCGGCGUUCCACCUCCCCUACCCGGAGGCCACCAUCAUGCACCAGGCCCUCCUCGGCCUUCUCGUCUCCCCCAGGGGCGGCGGCCACUACAUGGUCGCGGAGCUCCAGCCCAUCAUCGGCUUGGACGAAGCCACGCUCCUCUGCUUCUCCACAGAGGUUGGGGAGUGGAUCGAGAAGACCGUCCAUUACCCGCUCCCGCCACGCCCGCUGGCUCCCAUCUGCGUGGUUUCGCAUCACGGGAGGCUCUGGUGGGUGGACCUCUCAUGGGGCGUCAUCACCUGCGACCCCUUCGCCGACGAGCCGGUCCUGGGCUUCGUUCCGUUCCCGCCGGGAAGGGUCCUGGAGUGCAGGGAAGGUUGGGGUGUCGCCGACAAGUUCCGUUACGUGGGGGUGAGCGGCGGCAAGCUGCGUUUCGUCGACAUGUACAUGGGCAAGCGUGCUGGUGCUGGUGCUGGUGGCGGCGGCACUCCCACUCCCACUCCCACGGUAAGCGUGUGGACGCUGGGCGAUCCAAACUCCAGGGAGUGGACGCUGGAGCAACAGGCGAGCUUUACAGAGAUCUGGGCCGAUGAGAGCUACAAGGCGGCCGGGCUGCCGGAGAAGAUCCCCAUCGUCGCGCUCAUUCACCCCAAGAACCCCGAUGUGGUCUACUUCUUCCUCGAGGAGCACCUCUUUGGUGUUGACAUGCGUGCUCGCAAGGUGAUGGAGUGCCAGGUGUAUGGUCUUGUUGCGCCUCCGAGCAUCCGCCUGGCCAGCCGCUUCGUUCGGGCUUGGGAGCUGCCACGGGCGCUCUCCUCCUCAGGCGAGUGGUCUAAUGGCAUCGACUUGGCUGAGAGCGCUAAUGCACGCCCAUACCAGCCAUCGCCAGGGGACUACCACUUGGUGGGGGACACCAGGCAGACAUUCAUAGGUUGAAUUGGAGGAACAUGAAGCAGCUAGCAGUCUCCUAUCUAGCCUAGGUCAGGCCAGGUGUAGUGCUGAAUUCAAGUUAUGGAACGGUCCAUCCCGUCCCGUCCCGGUGUCAUCUUGGUGCAAAGUAGCUUACCGCGUUUCUCGGCGCAUCAGAUCAGUUGGUGAGUGAUGGUGAUGCUGAGGAAUGACUAUCGGUUACUUGUGUUUUUAUGAUGUUGAUCUCCGCUUGGAUGGAGCACUUGUACCGGAAGUGUGACUUGGGUGUGCGUGAUUUAUGGUUCCAUUCAGCAUUUGAACUGCAUGCCGAGCUGUGAUUGCUUGCUGCAUUAUUUACUUCA
Molecule: messenger RNA, 1759 nt
Organism: Aegilops tauschii subsp. strangulata
Lineage: Eukaryota; Viridiplantae; Streptophyta; Magnoliopsida; Poales; Poaceae
Source: RefSeq, a predicted model, not a curated record